GGGCGGGCAGGGUGAAUGGUGAAAGGUGAAAGUAGCCGCGAGCCAGCAGCAGCAGCAGCAGCAGCGAUGGCAUGGUAGCGAUGCAGUGCCGUACGCAGAGUAUAUCCCGUCGCUUUUCCAUGUUGCUUUCCGCAUCCUGGAGGAUCGAACCUCUUGCAUCACCGGAAAUUGGGGUACCGUUCAAAAAAUCGGUACGGGGGUGGCCGAGGAGCUCAGAUUCUCGAGGCUCUGCUGCUGGCCAGUGUGUGUAGGAGUGUGGUUCGACGAGCAGAAUCGCCUCUCGCAUCGGGCCUAUCGGCGCGCGCGAGCUAUGGUGGUCUCGGUGGCAGAAGGUGUCUGAGCCGGAUAUGUGCUCGUGUCUGCGGCCGUACCUGAGCGAAGAAGGAGGAGAGAAGGUCGAGGGUGUCGUCGUCGUCGUCGCUCGUGGUGCGCGGCUUCGAAGGCGAUAGAAGUUCUCGGAUUCGACAGAAGGCGCAAGGCAUGAAGAGCAAGGCAAGUGCAAUUGGCGGAAUGGCAGCUGCGAUGGCCAUCGCGGGCCGAGCGGCUCGGCCCUGCGAUGUGUGCGGCCGCGAGCGCGCUCGAUGGUACUGCGCGGCCGACGAAGCGUAUCUGUGCGAGCCGUGCGAUGGAUCCGUGCACAACGCGAAUGCUCUGGCCUCGCGUCACGAGCGCGUGCGCCUCUCGCCGAAUGGCGCGCCCAUGAAAAUCGAUCGCCACCGCAAAGACGACACCACCUCCACCACCUCGCUCGCGGACCAGGCCCCGCCCGAUCGACUGGCGAUCAGCUCGAGAAAAAAGCAGUUCCGCGACAACCGAGCCUCUCAGCGCGCAACUGCGCCCGCUGGGCCUCCGGCGACAUUGCAAGCCACUCCCUCGGCGCAGCAGGACCCCGGCUCGCAGGCCUUCGAGGUGAAGCUCGAGAGGAGCAGCCCCGAGGACGCGCAGAUCUACUUCGACGAGCUGCCGCGCGAUCCGAGAUCGCCUCUCGGCUCGCCGUGCCGCGAUAGCAAAGGCGAGCCCGAUUACGCGCACCACUUCAUGGUCUUCGACGAGUGCGAGGUGGACGAUGUGCUGACCCCGGACGAAUGCGAAGCGGAAGGUGUGGCGGGCGGGCUCGAGUCAUCGGCAGGGGAUUUCGAUGCGCUCGGCGAGCAGGAGGACUCGGAGGCAGCCGGGGGCUCGGGCAUGGAGAAGCCCGAGCCGGGAAUGUUUCUGCCGCUCACGAGCACCGCGAGCACCGUGCAGUCCUCGAAGGACGAGGAGGGCAGCCAUGUUCCAUCGCUGAGGUUGAAUUACGCGGACAUUCUCAACGCCUGGUCUGAUCGAGGAACUCUGUGGACCGGGGGCCAUGCGCAGACAGUGCCCGAGGAUUCGACCUCCGAUGCCGCGGCGAAUCCCGAUCACGGGGUCGUCCCGUUGCUCGCCGGCGAAGAUGGCAACUCGGCUCGAGAAGCUCGCGUCAAUCGGUACCGCGAGAAGCGUCGGACUCGCCUCUUCUCCAAGAAAAUCCGCUACGAGGUUCGGAAGCUGAACGCCGAGCGUCGGCCUCGCAUGAAGGGCCGAUUUGUGAAGAGGUCCGCUGGCGAGCAAUAACCCUCCGGAUGCACGUCUGCUGCUGCUGCUGCUACGCGCGACGCCCAUGCGAGUGAAGCGGAUUUCGCCGGCCCUGCGCCUCUGCCACCAUUUUAUUCCAUUCCAUUCCAUUGCGCUCCGUCCAGUGCACUGGCCUCACGGGCAGAUCGAAGUAGCAUCCACACAAUUUUCUUGUCUUCCGAGUGUCGUCGGAGUUCACGCGGGGAGGGGGAGGGUCUGCAUUAUGGUCGGAGGAUUGCCGUCGCAGCAGGUGUGCAACCUGUGGUUGCGUUGUGUCUCGACGCUGGAGAAAUUUUGGACGAAGCGAGGAACGAAGACGGAUUGAAUGCUUGAAUGAAUGAAUGAAAACAAGGAAUCAAGGGAAGGCAGAGAAAGUUGUGAGCCGUAAAUCAUGGCAGCGAGUUGCGCUCACUUGUAAAUCCCGUGUCCCGUGCGAUUCUAGGGCGACCCAGGAUUGGCAAGGUUCCAGUCACUGCACACGGGUCGCUUUGGGAGCCAGAGGAGUGUAGUAUAUGGAUAGAAGGAUUAAUUUUAUAGGAACGGGAAGACGAUUCCCUGUAUAUUUCUGCACAUUUUGUAUAAAGUGGGAUGAGUUUCCCUUGAGAGACAUUUGAUUCGCACUUUGAAGAGCCGUUUGCUCUUCAAUCGCUCGCCCAACUUAUCGUCAUCGGUGACAUUGGGCCGAGCGGGAUUGACAGUCAUGCUUGCAGGAAUAUUUACAAGCGCUUCAACACCCGCAGAAUUACUUCCGACAUCACGAGGC
This is a messenger RNA of Marchantia polymorpha subsp. ruderalis, 2356 nucleotides long. The record is from the annotation of a GenBank genome assembly. Lineage: Eukaryota; Viridiplantae; Streptophyta; Marchantiopsida; Marchantiales; Marchantiaceae.